This is a messenger RNA of Culicoides brevitarsis, 4034 nucleotides long. It is a transcript of the gene RhoGAP93B, whose product is annotated as rho GTPase-activating protein 39. The transcript has 12 exons. Gene Ontology annotation, molecular function: GTPase activator activity; protein binding. NCBI's taxonomy places the organism in Eukaryota, Metazoa, Arthropoda, Insecta, Diptera, Ceratopogonidae. The record is from RefSeq and is a predicted model, not a curated record. Gene Ontology annotation, biological process: signal transduction. The coding region runs from base 84 to 3815 and encodes 1243 amino acids. Gene Ontology annotation, cellular component: cytoplasm; cytoskeleton.
ACAAUGACUGUUCGUACAACUUUCCGAUUUUUGCGUCUUUAAGUGCGAAAUAGCUUAAAUUUAGUAAUAAAAACUACAUAAAAAUGUCUUCUGAGAGUGAUAAAGGCCCCAACGAUAUGUGGGUAGAAAUAAUCGAGCCAAAAAGUAGAGAACGGAUGUUCGCCAAUCUCAAUACAGGCGAAUGUGUUUGGGAUGAGCCUGAAGGUGUUCAAAUUAAACGAACAACGGCAUCGCAAUGGUGGGAACUGUUUGAUACAAAUACAAAUCGAUUUUAUUACUACAACGUAGCGUCGCAGAAAACGGUUUGGCAUCGUCCCGAAAAUUGUGACAUAAUUCCGUUGGCGAAAUUGCAAACGAUCAAGCAGUCAACGACUUCUGUCGUCGAAAGACGAGGCAAAUCCGAUAAUAAAACCAAAGAUGACAUCAUGUCGAAGCGAAAUUCAAACUCACGGGACUCUCGUGUGAGUUUGGGCGCUUCGUCGUUGCAAGACAAACGAAAUAGUGAUCAUUUAGCGUCUCCGCAGGGACGUCAUACCCUUCAAUAUAGCUCAUUUCGUUUGCCUCCCGUUUCUGCUCCGGAUGAUUUUAGCACGUCAGGCACAAAUAAAAGUGACGGAAGUAAAUAUUCGAAACAACAUCCUUUGAGUACGACAGGAAGUGCGGGCAGAAAUAACAAAUAUUUCGAUUCGGGCAAGUCAAGUGACUCGAGUUUGUCGAGUAGCGCUCAUGGGGGACGAAAAAUGCAAGAAAGCGGAGGUAGUUUACGUAUCAAUAGUGCCAAUCAGUCGAAAAAUCGACCCUCAGAGAACUUCCGACUGUUACAAAGUAGCUCCAGUUCGCACAAUAUUCCGCACAUUUCGAUACCGCAAGCACAAGUUGUCUCGACGCCAACAGAAAAACAUCAUUCGCCGACAUCGCACAUGAUGCAACAACAUCCAUCGUUGUCAAAGAAGCGAAAUAACGCGAAUUACGAUUCAAAAUCGCGCGACGGAGGCAUGGUUUCAAAACACAAAAGUUUCGACAUGUUAGAAGAUGCCCAAGAUGCUCAUUCAAGAUCUCUUACCCGCUCCGAUAGCUUUGGCGGCGAUCGAGCUGUUGCCCCAAAAACUCAUUCGGGAUCGCGAAAACAGAAACCUUCAUCACUCCAACGUCGCGGCAGCUUCGGAAGUGACGAUUCGAUGCACGAAAAGUACUUUAAAUCCGUGGAAAAUACUCCCGUAAGUCGAAGACGCGCCGCACAAAAUUCCCGUAACAAACAUUCGAGCGAUUCAAGUCCUCAUAGUCCGAUUUCGCCGCCAGCUGCACAGGGAAAAAGCGCAAUUCGUCCGUCGCAAUUGGUUAUCGAGGCGCCGCAUAACUUUUCCAACAAGCAAUCUAGUCAAAGAGUUUCGGAGAAGGAAUUUUAUCAGCAGCAACGGCAAGAUCCGAAGAAAAAGUCGUCGGAGAGAUUGGAUUCGUCGUUGGGUAAAUCUUCGGGUGAACGACAUCGCAAAUCGCCCGGCGCUCUAUCCGCGCACAAUAAACAACAACAAUUGUUACAAGCAAUGCCCCCGAUGAACAAUGCGAAGAAUAAUGGGAAACAAUCUAGUCAGCAAGCGGAGCAAAAUCGAAAUUCGCUGCAAAAGGGAAGUACAGCAGCGAAUAAUCCGACGAAUAAGUAUCUGUCCAAGCAGAAUGUUGAUCGUCACAAUAAGGUUUUGACGCAAUCAACAUUGGAACGUGUGUCGGGUACAACGGGCGGAAACAAUACAGGCCAUCGGAGCAAGACAUCCACGAUGCUUCACAGCGACGUCGAAUACGACAACGGCAACAUUUCUCCUCUUUACAGCAAUUGGGAUCAGGAAAUGCAAGAUCACCUGCUUCCGUUACAACAUUACAUAUUGGAACAAGCAAAAUUAUCGGGUUGUUAUGGAUCGGGCGACAACUUAGAUUCGGAUUCGUAUCAUUCGGAUAGUCAUUCGGAACAUUCUCUGUCGGGACACGAACCAGACAAUGAAGAUUCUGAUCAUUCUGAUGGGCGAGGAGAUUAUUUGUCGCAUUAUCCGUACGACGAAUAUGGAGCUUAUGGACCUUCUUAUUACAAUUUCGUCUCGAAUAUCGAUAAACGAAAUGAUAAAAAGGACCAACACUCUGAAGAAGUCGAUGCGAAACUCGAUAGUAUGCAAGGUCAACUUUACAGUCCCGUGAAAAAUCAUCCGGCAAAUCAACUUCCAAACAACAAACCAUUCGCGCCGCCGCAAAUUCAACGCCCAAUUCCCCAAUAUCCGAGUCAAAGAUCCCAAAAUGCGGCGCAGCAACAGUCAAAAGAAGAGCCAUAUUCAACGCAAUCGCUUUACAAAAAUUAUCCCUUCGAUGGAAAUUCGUUUACGCGACCAAUUCACUCAAAUUCGGGACAAAUUGCAACGGGAACGAGCAGAUCUCAACCGAAAGACAAGAAUUUUAUGCAUCCUGCACAACUUCAGCAACAACAGGCAGCUGCUAUGCAACAACCUCCGUUACCGCAACAAGCUAAAGCGACGUUAUUACAAAAAUUCCAAGAGAAUAUGACCUUCCAUAGUCCCGAAAAGAUCGCGGAAAUGGCUUUAAUGAAGGAGUGUGACAUCGAAAAGUUUGCCCAAGAUAAUUUGAAUCUCCAUUCGAAGGGGAUUUUCAGAAAAAAAUCAUCUGUUCGUGACAUGUUAAGUUGGACCCCUGAUGCAAUAAGUCGACCAAUGUUGUCGUUACCCAUCGCACGUGAAAAAGCAGGCAAAAAGAUGGCAAUCGAGCUUUUCAAAUUGGUUCAAAUCUACAUGGGAGAUCGUAAAGCUCGUCCCGGAAUGACUUUGAACUCUGUUGCUUCCGAUAUUAUCACAAUGACGCUUGCACAGGCACAACUUCGUGAUGAACUCUACGUGCAAUUGUGUCGUCAAACGACGGAAAAUCCGAGUAGAGACUCCCUGAUACGCGGUUGGGAGUUAUUAGCGAUUUGCCUUUCAUUUAUUCCGCCAUCGCCAACGUUUCAACCUGCUUUGCUUGGUUACAUGAAUCGCCAUCGUGAUCAACAAUUUUCAGCAGCUUUUCAGGAAAUCAACAAAUGGCCAACGCAUGUUCAGAUUUCGCAUUACGCGACAAUUGCAUGUCGUCGAUUGGAUAGAAUUGGGAGUGCAGGCAAGAAACAAGCGAAGAAACCGUCUGAAGAUGAGAUUAAUACUGCAAGGGAACAAAUUUUCCGUGACAGUAUGUUUGGCAAUACAAUAAAAGAAGUAAUGGAGUUACAAAAGCAACGAUUUCCGGAACGAAAGUUGCCAUGGAUUCAAGUUACAUUAUCGAAACAGGUCCUGAAACUGAAUGGUUUCCAAACUGAAGGCAUUUUUCGUGUGCCAGCUGAUGCUGAAGAAGUUGCUGUGUACAAACAGAUGCUCGAUCGAUGGGAAUGGCCCGAAGAUACAGGAACAAUGGAUGCUCACACGCCUGCUAGCUUACUAAAAUUAUGGUAUCGUGAACUUUAUAACCCUCUUAUAUCGGAAAAUUUGUACGAAGAAUGCGUACAAACGGAAGAUCCGAAGGAAGCAAUGAAAAUUGUGGAAAAAUUACCAAAAUCACACAAAUUGGUCCUUACUUACUUGAUUCACUUCUUACAACAAUUUGCUCAACCCGAAGUGGUUGCCAACACAAAAAUGGAUUCUUCGAAUUUGGCGAUGGUUUUUGCGCCAAACAUUUUGCGAUGCAUUUCCGACGAUCCGCGUGUCAUUUUGGAGAACGCACGAAAGGAAAUGGCAUUCCUUCGAACACUCAUCUUACAUAUGGAUACAUCGGCAGUUGCCAACAUGAUUUAAAAAGGUUUUUCUUUAGCAAGUUGGUAAGUAUAAAACUCACACGCGAAAAAAAAGCAAAAAAUCGGAAAAUUUUAUUAUAGAGACACCAAAUUUUUAUAAAUACUUUUUUUUAGCGAUUGAAUUAGUUAGCGAACGAAUUAAAAUAUUAAAUUUUUUAUUAGUGUGUGGUUUUUGACAAGAAAAAAAAAUGAGAUAAAUAAACAAACAAAAAACAAGGAA